CCGGAAACCGCCUGAUCGUGAGAGCGGCGGCUCUGGGAGCGCCUUCUCUCCGGUGCCGGCGGUUCGCCCGGCGCGGGCUCGGCCCAGCCCUCCCGUCGCUUCAGCGCUGGGCGGUCUUGAGGCCCUGGUCUCGUCUUGAGGGUGACGCUUCUGGCGCGAGUGCCUGCAGACUGUGGCGCGGGCUGCGCAAGUGCUGAGAGCCGGUCCUGCUGUGGGAGCGAUGGCCUCAGGGAAGCACCCGGCCGUGCUGGGCUCCGGGAGUCCGCGUAAGCCGUGGCGACUGCCCGCCGACGGACACCCCGCGCCGGGCUGCUACCUGAGGUGAGCGGCGCGGAGCUGUCGGCAGCGGCGGCGCUGACUCUGCGCUCCCGCCGUGCUCUGCUUGUGGAGGUAGAUUGGGAGUGGGCGCGGGGAGCGGAUGGAGCUGGCUGCGUGACACCGGGAAAAGAGGCUCGAGCACCGGUUUCAGCGGCCGCACAGCAGCCUUAAUUUCAGUAUUAGGUUCACGUAUUGAAUACAACAAACGCCUUAGGGCUCACAGAGUUUUUAUUCGUAGCCGACCUAUUAGAAUUUUUUACUUGGUUUAAAGAGAGCACAUGCCUGUUCGAACAGCAACUAUAUUCACUGCCGUAUGUGCUGAGGAAAGCUGAAAAAUGAAACUCUGGAUCACCUGAUUAGCUUGAGUGGAGCAGUCCAGCUCAGGCACCUCUCCAAUAAUCUAGAGAUUCUCCUCAAGAGGGACUUCCUCAAACUUCUUCCAUUGGAACUUAGUUUUUAUCUGUUAAAAUGGCUUGAUCCGCAGACCUUACUCACAUGUUGCCUCGUCUCUAAGCAGUGGAACAAGGUUAUAAGUGCCUGUACAGAGGUGUGGCAGACUGCAUGUAAGAAUUUGGGCUGGCAGAUAGAUGACUCUGUUCAGGAUCCUCUGCAUUGGAAGAAGGUUUACCUAAAAGCUAUUUUAAGGAUGAAGCAACUGAAGGACCACGAAGCCUUUGAGACAUCCUCUUUGAUUGGACACAGUGCCAGAGUAUAUGCACUUUACUAUAAAGAUGGACUUCUGUGUACAGGAUCAGAUGACUUGUCUGCAAAACUGUGGGAUGUAAGCACAGGUCAGUGCAUAUAUGGUAUCCAGACACACACUUGUGCUGCAGUGAAGUUUGAUGAACAAAAGCUUGUAACGGGAUCUUUCGAUAACACAGUAGCCUGUUGGGAAUGGAGCUCUGGAGCAAAGACACAGCAUUUUAGAGGACAUACUGGUGCAGUUUUUAGUGUGGAUUACAAUGAUGAACUUGAUAUUCUGGUCAGUGGCUCUGCAGACUUCACUGUGAAAGUAUGGGCCUUAUCUACAGGAACGUGCCUGAAUACCCUUACUGGACACACAGAAUGGGUCACUAAGGUCGUUUUGCAGAAGUGCAAAGUCAAAUCUCUUAUGCAUAGUCCUGGGGAUUAUAUUCUCCUAAGUGCAGAUAAGUAUGAAAUCAAGAUUUGGCCUAUUGGAAGGGAAAUAAACUGCAAGUGCUUAAGAACACUGUCUGUUUCUGAAGACCGCAGCAUCUCCCUGCAGCCCAGGCUGCACUUUGAUGGUAAAUACAUAGUGUGCAGUUCAGCACUAGGAUUAUACCAGUGGGACUUUGCCAGCUAUGAUAUUCUCAGGGUUAUCAAACCUCCAGACUUCUCAAAUGUGUCCUUGCUGGGCUUUGGAGAGAUAUUUGCUCUACUGUUUGACAACAGAUACCUGUAUAUAAUGGACUUGAGGACAGAAAAACUGAUAAGCCGCUGGCCUUUACCAGAAUAUAGAAAGUCCAAGAGAGGUUCAAGCUUUUUGGCUGGUGAAAUAUCUUGGUUAAACGGACUAAAUGGCCAAAAUGAUACGGGCUUGGUUUUUGCCACCAGUAUGCCAGACCAUAGUAUCCAUUUGGUGUUAUGGAAAGAACAUGGCUGAGAAGUUCACACAUACAGAAUCUUCAGGAAUAUAUAGCCUGUCAGCAGUGUGUCCAUAAAAUGAGACUUUGCAUGAACCAAAGUUGCACACCCAGUGGUAUCAUCAUGCAAUGCACAAUCAUUUACUUUUAUUUCGGCAUUGGGAACGGGUUGUUUUGGACAUAAUGCAAUGCAGCAUGCUAACAGUAUUCACCACAAAUUUUUGUCUAUAUUCAUGUUUAAAUAUACCUAUUUGGGCUCUGAAGUAUAGCUUGUAAUGUUUAAACCGUUCAAAUCUGCUAUCAAGUCUGAAAUUAAGUUGUGCUUGACCUGACUUCUGACCUGUUUUUUGUUGCUGAAACAGAAGGUGAACCUACUAUUUUAGAACCAUAGGCUUUUAUAAAUGUAACAGCAAAUACUGGUUACAGUGCAUGGCCACUUAACAAAAAUGAGAAAAUAGCAAACCCUUUCUCUCUCCAGAA
Oenanthe melanoleuca is the source of this 2402-nucleotide messenger RNA. RefSeq names its product F-box and WD repeat domain containing 2 (gene FBXW2). The record is from RefSeq and is a predicted model, not a curated record. Gene Ontology annotation, molecular function: protein binding. NCBI's taxonomy places the organism in Eukaryota, Metazoa, Chordata, Aves, Passeriformes, Muscicapidae. The transcript is spliced from 7 exons. Bases 965 to 1942 code for a protein of 325 amino acids.